Aspergillus nidulans FGSC A4 is the source of this 1155-nucleotide messenger RNA. RefSeq lists its product as uncharacterized. The record is from RefSeq and is a predicted model, not a curated record. NCBI's taxonomy places the organism in Eukaryota, Fungi, Ascomycota, Eurotiomycetes, Eurotiales, Aspergillaceae. Gene Ontology annotation, biological process: chromatin remodeling. Bases 1 to 1155 code for a protein of 384 amino acids. The transcript has 4 exons.
AUGGCUACCUCUGCCCCCCAGACCCUGAUUUGCCGCUGCUCAACUGACCUUACAAGCCCCCUGAGCCCCCCCAGCCUGACACCAACCAUCAUCAAUGCAAAGUCAAAGAGGAGAUACUACCACAAUCAGCAAUGGGAGCAGGAGUGUGUGCUGCAGGCCAGCCUGAUAACAGCUCUGCCUCAGUACCCUGCUCCCUUGGACAGCAUGGAUGAGCUUGUGAUCGCAAAGCCCGCAGCAGACACCAACAACUCCCACAACAACAACAACAACUCCCACAACAACAACAAUAACAACAACAACACCAACACCAACAGCAACAACAGCCAGGACGCGGACAGCAACGCGGACAGCGACCACAACAGCAACAGUGACCAGAAUCAGCAGAAGCCUAUUAUUGAGACUACUGAUGAUCACAGUGUAGAUGACCAGCACAUCGACACCGUCAGUGACAGCGAUGAACCCAGCUCCCCAAUCAUGGGCAUUGGCCUCCGCCCCAUCAGCAAGCCUGUGUCUGUUGUUGUCGACAACACUCGAAGAAAGCGUCGCGCCCGAUCCCUCGUCGCAAGCGAGGACGACGAUGUCGCAGCCCCGUCGACACGCCAGAAACGCGCCCGCGCGAACAAAUACCUGACAAGGAAGACCCAGAAGGCUAUCCAGGCUGCAGCCCGAGUCCGAGACCCCGAGUCCAAGACCCUGACCCCGUCGUCGCCGAUCGCCCCUGCGUCCGCUGUGCGAAAAACCUCUUCGUCCUUGACACAGCCACUGGCAAGGUGCCUGGUCCGACGGGCUUUGUCCCUGGCGCGGAUGCCCCGGACGAAGGAGGCCGCCCAUCAAACCCUCAAGUUCCGUUUCGACAUCGAUGCCGAGCUGCAGAAGGCCAACAAACAGAAGUUCUGGCGCCAGGUACAGCUGUCAGUGCUGUACCACACCUUUCAGCUGCGGAAUGAGAUCCGCUCGCUCAAGAACUUCGCUCCAGUCCCAGCAUCUGAGAUGCUGGUGGGCCUGGACGAGUUCGACAACGCCCUGGCUGCCGGUGCUGACAAUGAUCUUGACUUCCUGGAGGAGGACGACGAUGACAACCACAAUGUGGAGGAGGAUGACGACGAUGAUAAUAACAAUAACAACGACAGAGACAGCAAUGAUGAUGAUGAGUGA